Molecule: messenger RNA, 4239 nt
Organism: Tarenaya hassleriana
Lineage: Eukaryota; Viridiplantae; Streptophyta; Magnoliopsida; Brassicales; Cleomaceae
Exons: 9
Coding region: 527-3814 (1095 amino acids)
Biological process (GO): protein phosphorylation; signal transduction
Cellular component (GO): cytoplasm
Molecular function (GO): protein kinase activity; ATP binding; protein binding
Source: RefSeq, a predicted model, not a curated record
GCUUCUUCUGGCCAUUUGCCGAACCCCCGAAAAAAAAAAUCUCUUCGGCCGAGAAACUCUGUCAUCGCCGUUCCUUCUCAAUUAUUUUUCUUCGACGUCCUCUUCCUCAUCAUCGACACGAUUUUUGCCGGAGUUCCUUUACACGGUGUCUUAUCUAAUCGGUUUAAUUUUUCCCGGUAUAUAUAUAUAUAUACACACGUUGGUGGAGAUCCAUCCAUCUCUCGCCUGAAAUAUUCAAUCGGGGAAAAGUCGGUGAAGGAAAUCGGAGGUAGGGAUCGAGGUUUCAGGAUUUUUGGGAAGAAAGCAGGGAUCUUUGGAUUUGGGUUUCUGGGAAUUCACCUUCACCUUUCCCGAGAAAUAAGGGAGAUUCUGAUGCUUCCGCGGAAAUUUUCCGGCAGCUUGUAAAUGGAGAACCGAUUGAACUGCAAAGCGGGAGCCACUGAGUUGCUGUAUUUUCACUUUGGUUUUGAGAUUUGGCUCGAGGACACGGAACCCAAGAGCUACGUCUCGUCGAGUUUGAAUUCCCAUGUGUAAUCAGCCAACAGGUCAAGAAGACAACAGUAACCACCCCGGGAGAUCCACCAUGGAUUCUGGUUCGGUGAAUUCACCUUCUGUCUCCAGCCCGACCACUAGCUCAAACGAGGAGCCACCCCGCGUGAAAUUUCUAUGUAGCUUCUUGGGCAAUAUAUUGCCCCGUCCACAGGAUGGGAAAUUGAGGUACGUAGGCGGGGAGACACGGAUUGUUAGCGUCCCGAGAGAUAUAAAGUACGAGGAGCUGAUGAACAAAAUGAGGGAGCUUUACGAUGGGGACACGGUAUUGAAGUACCAGCAGCCGGAUGAGGAUCUCGAUGCUUUAGUCUCGGUCGUGAAUGAUGACGAUGUGACAAACAUGAUGGAGGAGUAUGAUAAGUUGGACUCGGGAGAUGGGUUCACCAGGCUUAGGAUCUUCUUGUUCUCCCAUCCGGACCAGGAUGGUUCGUUGCAUUUUGUAGACAGUGACGAGAGGGAAACUGAGAGGAGAUAUGUGGAUGCUCUGAAUAAUUUGAACGAAGUGCCGGAGUUCAGGAAGAUGCAGCAGCCUGAGUCUCCGCGUUUCAAUCCGCUUGAUGAUUUUCAUAUCAUGGAACCGAUGCUAAACCAGCUGAGCUUUGAAGGUGGUGGUCCUCAUAGCCAGAGGAGUAGUGAUAUUCCUGUCACGCAGUAUAAUCUGCACCAGCUCACAAUUCCUCGUGUUGGGUCAGGGCAGUUCCCUCCACAGAGGUAUGGUGAGGUCGAAGGUACAUGGAGUCCUUACUACUCUCCACGUCAGCACGAUCCGAGGACUUUCCAGGAAUUCCCAGCUUCGCCUUCUUCAGCUCGUUAUCGUGUGCCUUAUGGGGAUUUGCCCGAGAAAGGCUUUGACAAAAUGCCUGAGGAAUAUGUUAGGCAGCAAGCAAGUCAUCAUCCAUUAUAUGACCUCCAGGCCCAAGUUCCGGAGAAUGUUGUCUGGGUUCCGGCAGGUGCAAUGCCAGCUGAUAGCAAGGGCGGCUUUCCAGGGAAUGUACUUCACAACCCAGGUGUCUAUGAAGGGAGUAGCAUCUGUGGGAACUGCCGUGUGGCGUUUCACAGGAACCAACAACAUUUUGAGCAGCCUAAUCUAGGCAAUGGGUUUCCACCGGUUCCUCCUACUCAUUGUGAAGACUGUCCACCAAACAGGGAAAGCUUCUUGUUGAAUGCAGACCAAAAACUUCAUCAUGGUAUUUAUUCAAAUGAGGCUUUCGGUCACGAAAGAGGAUGGAUAAUGCAGCAUCAGGUGAACCCUAAUCCUGCCCUGGUUGAGGAAGUGAGGUCACACAUCUCCAGUGUUGGAAGAUCAAAUGAUCAUUAUGUUGUUGAUGGACCUGGGACGAGUUAUCCUCUUGGCCAUGGUAAUCCUGUGGAUGGUCAUCACACGCCAUCUGAUUAUGUUCAGCACCGAGCUGGACAUGAGCUGCCCAAUGAAGUGGUUCAUGAUAAACCUCUUGGUGGUGGUCCCUUGAAUUCGCACUUCCUUCCUGGUGAAGAAUGUGGGUUUCGUUACGGAAACCAUCUCUAUGCUCCAGGACCGGAAGGCAUUCACUCGGUGACACAUGGGCACAUACAUCCGCAACAAACCCCAUGGAGACAUGCUCCAAACCCUAUAAUUGGUGCCCCUGGCUUAACCCCGCAAGGGGAUGGCACUGUGAAUCAGGUUGUUAUCAGGGGUCCGAUGGAUGCAGGGAUUAGGUACUCUGUUGGAGUUGAGAAUCAAAGUGGUUUUCUUGAUUCGCCACGGAACAUGUUGGGUUUUGAUGGAAUAUCUUCCACUGGGCAGCCUUAUGUUCAGAAUCCUCAUGUUCCCGAUAGGGCAAACCCCCUCCCUUUGGACCCAAGUCGAGUGCCAUCUGAAAACAUCGCAGUGCAUAGGGAAUAUCUGCAAGUGACAGACCCGUCAUCAGCCCCCUUGUUCCAGAAGAAUAUCAAUGCUUUACCAAUUUUGCAGACGACCCACGGUGUGGAUAUGGUGAAGCCAGAUGAAAACAAGAUUGUUCAGGGGGAGAAAGAAUGUAAUUAUGUUGAAGGCGGUGUACCAAACGGUGUUACUUGCCUAGAGGAACCUGAGCAGUUAGCUCAUGAUGAAUCAAGUGCAUGGACUAAUGAGGGAAGGAGUAAUGCUGUGAAACCGGGAGAAGUUAGUCCUUCAACUCCUCUUGAAGGAGUGAAGCUAUCAGUUGAGCGUUUGAGUUUCUUGCCCGAGCUGAUUGCUUCUGUGAAGAGGGCUGCACUAGAAGGAGCUGAAGAAGUCAAAACCCAAGCAACUGAAACAGAUUUGGUGGAAAAUGAUUCUCUUAUCCAAUCAGAUCAUGUGAAUCACGAAGCAGAACCUGAGGUGGAUUAUGAUAGUGAUGAUUCAAACAACUUCAAGAUUGAACCAACAAAGGCUGAGGCUGAGGCUAUCGCCAGGGGACUUCAGACGAUAAAAAACGAUGAUCUGGAGGAGAUUAGAGAAUUAGGUUCAGGAACAUAUGGAUCUGUUUACCAUGGGAAAUGGAAAGGUUCUGAUGUUGCAAUAAAAAGGAUAAAAGCCAGUUGCUUUGCAGGCAAGCUUUCUGAGAGGGAACGUUUGAUAGCUGAUUUUUGGAAGGAAGCUCUGAUAUUGGGCUCCUUGCAUCAUCCAAACGUUGUUUCGUUCUAUGGGAUAGUUCGUGAUGGUCCAGAUGGGUCUCUGGCUACCGUGACUGAGUUCAUGGUUAACGGAUCCUUGAAACAGUUCCUGAAGAAGAAGGACAGAACUAUCGAUCGCCGCAAGAGACUCAUCAUUGCCAUGGAUGCUGCUUUUGGGAUGGAAUAUUUGCAUGGGAAGAACAUUGUUCAUUUUGAUUUGAAGUGCGAGAAUCUCCUUGUGAACAUGAGAGAUCCACAGCGUCCUGUGUGCAAGGUCGGUGAUUUGGGGCUAUCAAAGGUGAAACAGCAAACGUUAGUGUCGGGAGGCGUUCGUGGAACAUUACCAUGGAUGGCACCUGAGCUCUUGAGUGGCAAAAGCAACAUGGUGUCUGAGAAGAUCGAUGUCUACUCGUUCGGGAUCGUCAUGUGGGAACUGCUCACCGGCGAAGAACCUUAUGCGGAUAUGCAUUGUGCCUCCAUAAUCGGUGGAAUGGUGAACAACACAUUGAGGCCGAAAAUCCCGGCAUGGUGUGAUCCAGAAUGGAAGGCGUUGAUGGAGAGUUGCUGGGCUUUUGAUCCUUCUGAGAGGCCUUCCUUCUCUGAAAUCUCUCACAAGCUGAGAAACAUGGCCGCUGCUAUGAAUGUCAAAUAAAAACUCCUCCUGGGGAAAAUAAUUAACUACCCUAUGAUGAUGAUGAUGAUGAUGAAGAUAAAGAUUCUGCAGUAUAUAUAAGAGGCCUUCUACACUUUUUUUUUUUUUUUUUGUGGGGGCAUAAUGAGCUAUAUAUAUAUAUAUAUUCUGAUAUUGGUGAGCUUUAUAGAAAAGGGCAAUUCAGUAUCAGAAUCAGCAGUGAAGGUGAUGAUUCUGGGUAUUAUGUGUUGGAUUUGCAGGAAGCGAUGAUCUCUUGCAUGGGUUUUGAAGGUAUCUCGUUAUUACUUAUUUGUUGUUGUCUGCCUGUGUGUGUGUGUGAGAGAGUGGUACUAUACUGAUAACUUUUUGGACGUGUAUUAUUCAACGACGGUUGUAUCGUGAAUAAAUGUGAGAAUAUAUGUAUGGAAUAGAGUUGUAUUGAGUAA